GCUCUCUGUCCUUAGUUUAUCAGCUGUUUUUCGUUUGUUUAUUCAUACAAGUGCUUCAAGAAUUUAAUUUAAAUAAUUUAUUGUUCUAUUGCAAAUAAAUGCUACACAGACGUUGUAUUGUUAUAAAUAUGCGCUCCGCCUUGGCGCUGAUUAUGAUCUUUAUAUUUAGUGGCAUACGUCAGAGUCAAACUGCUGGUGGCAAUCUUAUGGAAACUGAAACCAAGCUGGAAGGUCAAUCAAAAAAUGUUACCAACAACAAUGACGCCAUACCGCUCACCAUCAAAAGCAUCAAUGACACUAACGUAUCCUGUCCGGGCGGACCAGAGAGUGAGUGUUCAGCGCUACCUUUUCCUUGCAUACGCUGUAAUUAUAAUUACUCGUGCCAUUAUGGGCGAGAUAUUAACGUCACCUGUACCGCAUUGGAUCAUGUGCAAUGCCAGGGUAAUCGCACAUUCGUACAACAAAUGAACUGCCGUUAUUGCUACCAAACAGAGUUGUGGCAACAGUCGUGUGCUCUCCGUGGCAAUUGUAAUUCAGUGAAUGGUAACUUCUAUCGCACAAAUUGCACCGUACAUUCGGAUGUGUUUUGUCUUGGCAAUCGUUCAUUUACGCGUAACUUGAAAUGUAACUGGACGCAAGGGUAUCGUUGGAGCACCGCACUUAUAAUUAGUAUUACGUUAGGUGGCUUUGGUGCGGAUCGUUUUUAUCUCGGUCACUGGCAAGAAGGCAUUGGAAAAUUGUUUAGUUUCGGUGGACUAGGUGUGUGGACUAUUAUAGACGUACUGCUCAUAUCGUUACAUUAUUUAGGACCGGCAGAUGGUUCGUUAUAUAUAUAGUAAAGAUUAUAAAUUAAAAAAUACUUUGUAAUUAAAAAAAAAAAAAUGAAAUAAAAUGGACUGUAAAAUGUAGUAAUGUAAGAUAUGUUUAUUUACUA
This is a messenger RNA of Zeugodacus cucurbitae (melon fly), 934 nucleotides long. It is a transcript of the gene amx, whose product is annotated as TM2 domain-containing protein almondex. The transcript has a single exon. The record is from RefSeq and is a predicted model, not a curated record. The coding region runs from base 99 to 836 and encodes 245 amino acids. Lineage: Eukaryota; Metazoa; Arthropoda; Insecta; Diptera; Tephritidae.